Messenger RNA from Drosophila arizonae, 770 nucleotides. RefSeq lists its product as uncharacterized. Lineage: Eukaryota; Metazoa; Arthropoda; Insecta; Diptera; Drosophilidae. Gene Ontology annotation, biological process: multicellular organismal reproductive process. The record is from RefSeq and is a predicted model, not a curated record.
CAAGUAUAAUGAAGUGUUUCAGCGAAAUGUUGAGAAAAAUAAUAAUAUUUAUCUGCACGUGGAAGGCAUUUUGCAAUGCCCUACGUCUACCCGAUGACAUCCAGAAAUGCUACUUUGGAGAUGACAAAUGCAUUAUAGCCAGCACAAAUCAGUAUUUGCGAAAGUAUGGCAAGGGCAAUGCAGAAUUGGGACUGCCUCCACUCGAUGAUUUUCAAGUGGACGACAUUACGCUCAUCAACUCACCUGGGCCACUCUGGAUAAGCUACAAGCUGAAGAACCAGCGGCUGAGGGGCCUGGAAAAUGCGACCAUCAUUAGCAUAUCGGGCUUUGAUCGUCAGCCGGAAAUGAAUAAAAUGAUUAUCGAGCUGAGGACUCCAAGUCUCGUCAGUCAGGGCACCUACGAGCUGCGCGGCCGUGGCGUCAUAUUGUAUACCAAUUCGAGUGGCAGCACCCACUCGGACUUGCAGAAUGUGCACUUGACACUGAAUGUCAAGAGUUUCAUCGAGUACCGCCAGAAUCGGAGAUAUCUGAAGAUCUACGGAGUGACAACCAAAAUCGAUCUGGAUCGCUGGAUACUGACUGCAGAUAAUUUAUUUAAGGAGAACACGGAUCUCACUCUCUUGCUCAAUCGCGUGAUCAACGACAAUUGGCUCGAGUUUUGGAAUGAGAUUGAAGAGACCAUAUUGCCAGUUUAUACAAAGAGCAUAUUAAAUGUUGUGAAUAAUAUUAUCCAAAAAAUUCCAUAUGAUGAGCUGUUCUUAACAGACUGA